Chlorella variabilis is the source of this 1674-nucleotide messenger RNA. Its product is annotated as expressed protein. Gene Ontology annotation, molecular function: DNA binding. The transcript has 6 exons. The coding region runs from base 1 to 1674 and encodes 557 amino acids. The record is from RefSeq and is a predicted model, not a curated record. NCBI's taxonomy places the organism in Eukaryota, Viridiplantae, Chlorophyta, Trebouxiophyceae, Chlorellales, Chlorellaceae.
AUGAACGCGGCCGCCCUGCUGCAGCCCGACGCGGCGGCCGGCGCGGCGCCGCCGCGGCGUGGCCCGGGGCGCCCUCCCGGCAUCCCGGCCUGGAACAAGGGCGUGCCGCACUCGGAGACGCACCGCAAGCGCAUCAGCAUGAAGCUGACUCAGAAGUGGAAGGACCCUGAGUUCAAGCGCAGCGUGUCGGAGAGCCUGACGGGCAAGCAGGCGUGGAAUGCGGGGCAGGCGCACGACGCCGACACGGUGCGCAAGAUGAGCGAGGCCAAGCUGGGGCGGCGGCAGCCGCUGGCCACGCGCAAGCGCAUGUCGCAGGCGGCCAUGGGGCGCAGCAUGGGCGAGGACGCCAGGGCGGCGGUGGGCGACCGCUUCCGCGGCCAGCCCAAGUCGCCAGAGCACCGCUCCAAGCUGGCGGCCAUGGCGCGGCGGCGGCACGCGGCCACCCGUGUCCUGCGCGCCGUGGAGGCCGUCUACUCAGCAGCCUCCGCCGCGCCUGGCGGCGGCACGCCAGCAGCGGGGUCGGGGCCCGUGCCGCCGGCGCCGGCGCCGGCCUCCUCGGGGCCCCGCUCGCCCGGCGGCGGCGCCGGCGCCAUGGCCCCCGCAGGCAGCCCCCCCGCCGGCAGCGGCGCGGCCAUGAGCGGCGGCAGCGCGGCGGGCGCGGCCGCGGGCGCGGGGCGCAGGAUGGGCGCCGUGCGUGCCGCUGCCUACAGCAUGGGCCUCACAGGCCUGUCUGACGGCAGCGGCAAGCGGCUGAGCCGCACCCAGAUCCUCAACACAUUCAAGGCCGAGCUGCGGGAGUACCGCACCCUGCAGGAAGAGCUGUCCACCUGGACGGCCGCCUUUAGGGAGAAGAACAACCGCAAGCCAAACCUGGUGGACGUGCAGCGCACAGGCAUCCCCUGGCUGAUUGACAAGUUCAAGCAGUACGUGGUGCUGCGGGACCGCCUGUUCAGCGACACGUCGGUACUGCGGGGCAAGCUGCAGGAGGCGAUCCCAGACCCCGAGUCUGUGCGCAGCAGCAACGGCGGCGCGCCCUCGCAGGGGAUGCCCUCUGCGGCCGGCAUGGGCCCCAUGAACGCCAACGGGCUCAACACAAACGAGCGCAGCGCCCUGGCCUCCCGCUUUGCUGCCGUCAUGGACUACAAGCUGCAGGCCAAGCAGGCGGCGCGGCCCGCGGGCGCCGUCGGAGGGCCGUCGGCGGCGGCAGGCCCUGCCGCCGCGGCCGCGGCAGAGGAGCACCCGCUUGCUGCGCGGGUGACGGGGUCGCAGGCGCCUCCCAGGGUGCGCAUGGCGAUGGCGGCGGCGCUGGAGUACCGCCAGCAGAAGGCGCAGGCGACCAAGGCCGCCGCCGACGCGGCAGCGGCGGCGGCCAGGGCCUCUCGCAGCCCGCGCAGCAGCAGCAGCAGCAGCAGCAGCAGCGGCGGCGUCACAGCGGCAACCGCUGCCGCCGCCGGGAGUGCGGUGCAGAGCAGCAGCGCGGCAGCGGCCAGGGCCCCUGCGGCGCAGGCUGAGGAGCAGGCGCCCAGCCAGCAGCCUGCCCUGCAAGCUGCAGAGGCAGGGGAGGCCCCGCAGUUGCAGCAGGCGCUGGACGUGCCCGUGCUGCCAGCAGUGGAGGUGGAGGUGCCAACCCCGGCCAUUCCAACGGAGCCCUGCCUGCCCUGGCAGGCAGCAUGA